UUGCGUUCUGAAAGCUGCGUCCUUUCGUCCAAUCAGCUCCCGGAAGAUCGUUCAGCUUUUUGAUUCUCCAGGGUGGCCGCGAGAGGCUCUGCGGGGGGUGUGAAGAUGGCCCAAAAUCUCUUCAGAUCAUUGUCUAUUCCGGUCAAGCGUCUCAAGCCGGUGCUUCAUCCCAGACCUUCAUUGCUUCUGUACAGAGUUUCAACUCUGCCGUGCAGGAAACCCUGGUGUACUUCCUUUGCUUCUCCUCUCAUGCCUUCACAGACUAGGACAUUUUCUACUACUCAGGUCUGUUGGCAUACUUUUAACAUCCAGGAUGAGAAUGACUUCCAAGACAGAGUUUUGAAAAGUCAAAAACCAGUGGUGAUAGAUUUCCAUGCCCAAUGGUGUGGUCCCUGCAAAAUCCUGGGUCCCAGACUAGAAAAGGUCGUGUCCAAACAUGAGGGGAAGAUUCUGAUGGCGAAAGUGGACAUUGAUGAUCAUACUGAUCUUGCCCUUGAAUAUGAGGUGUCAGCUGUACCCACUGUCUUAGCCAUGAAGAAUGGUGAUGUGGUGGAUAAGUUUGUGGGAAUCAAAGAUGAAGAUCAAUUAGAAGCUUUUCUCAAAAAACUCAUUGGACCCUGAGCAGCAAGGACAGUUGUUUUCUCUGAGCCAAGGCUUUCUCCAUUUGUCCUUUUUAAAAUAUAUAUAUAUAUAUACACAUGUUUCCUUAGGGGGGAAUGGGAGAAAUUGCAUGGUUGGACUAGCAUCUGUUUUUUGAAGAGAGCAGAUGAUACCUACUUCCCCCUUCUUCUGGGGGAGUGGUGCUAAUAGUUCCUACUGCGGUGGAAAGGCUGAUUGCUCUGUGAUAGAGAAAGACUUGAGAUUGCUGCCUGCUAGCAGAUGCCCAAUGAGAAGAAAGUCUUCAUAAAAAGCAGCCUCUUCUUAAUGUACUUUCUCAUACAUAUUGGAGACACUUCCCGUUCCUGUCCAGUGUAAAACCCAAUGUGGUUAAUUAUUGCUGCUUAUGGCAGCAGUUGUUCUGCUUCAUCUCUGCAGCUUUCCUCCUUUGUUUAGUGAUAGAUUAAAAUCAUUUGCAGUUUUUGACGGUAGCCUCAGUGCCUCUCCUGCUGUCAUCAAUUAAAUUGAGAGAAACAUUGAUUGAUUGAUUGGAGCCUUUUUAUUAGUAGAUCUAUAAUAAAAAAUAGCUGUAAUUAUUCCAUUUUCUUUUGGUAUAGAAUUCCCCUCCUGCAGGAAAAUUAAAAUUGUUCAGUAUAGCUUGAGUAGUAUAUGGUUGAAUACAGAAUAUGAAUAAGGAAGAGUUUGGCAUUAAAACUUUGCUAGUCAACAGACACAAGGCCUUUUGUGAGAAGAAACUGUCCCCUCUUUUUUGCCUAAGCAUUUUAUCUCCAAACAUAUUGAGGGAAAUCAGUGCAUUAGAAGUGCUUUUUUAAAAGAACCAAUGAAAUACUUUUUCAUGCCACUUUCCACUCAUAUUUGAAUCUAUUCUCUAUAAAUGAUAAAUCAAGUCAAAUUUUAAAUUUCACAAUGUUUUAAUUUCAGGCCAGAUGUCCAAUUUAUUUAGAUUUUGCUAUGGAUUUUUCCAUUUUCAUAAAUCUAUGGGGAAAAAACCCUGCUAGAUUGUAACAUUAAAGGAAUUUGUUAGGCUUCCUUUAUUGAUUAUAAGGAAGCUGAGCAGAAAGAGUCAUUUUCUCUUCUUUAACAAAUAAAGUACCUGAUAGAAAGGCAGCAUCUCUGUGAAGCGUCUUUGUUCUGCACAAAUGUACAGACUUUGCAUUUUAAAUAUUAAAGAAAUUAAAAGAACAAAAAUCCAGCCACUUGAUGCAUCUAAUAAAUUCAGUUAUAUCCUUAUUGCCUCUAUGGACUUUUAAACCAUACAUCAAAACUUCACAGAAUCCGAAGUACCAUGGAUCUACUGAAAGUGAAAUGCUUCAGUUUGUUUCUGUGUCAUCUGAGAUGGAUUAUUUUUUUAACACCCCCUCCUUUUACUCAGCAAUAGAACAUGGUUAGAAAUAUUUUAGUAUCGGUCACAGAAACAUGAGAAUGGUCAGAGGUUGCCUUCACACAUUACUACAGAGCAGUGUUUUCAACCAUAGCAACUUUAAGAUGUCUCAAGUCCAAUUCCCAAAAUUCCCCAGCCACCAUGCUGAGAGAUUCUGAGAGUCCAAAGAUCUUAAAUUUACUAAGCUUGAGAAAUAUUGCUAUAAAGGACAGUGUAAUUUGUUUGGCUUAGGCUAGUGUGUAGUUUGAAACCAGCCUUAUGAAAAUGGGUGGGUGACCAAUGGCUUACUGUGCUCUUCAAACCCAGCCAGUAGUUUAUUUAGCAAAUCAUGGCAGAGUGUGAUAGGUCAACCAUAUCAGUAAUUAAGGAAUUUAUGAAGACUUUUAACAUUGUCCUUUUUGUUGAUAGUUGUCCUAGAUUAGAUGGACAUAAUGUUUUAAAUAGUCUCAAAAUGGAAACAGAUUUUGCUCUAUUUCUGCCUUGUACUGUUACAUAUUUCCUAUAAUAAUAAGGAUAUUAGUCUGUGCCAGGAUAAUGCAUAAAAAUGACUCCUAUUGGAGAACAGGAUGUUCUGUGAGCUUGUCAUCCAAUAAAGCUAUUCUAAAUCUUUA
This is a messenger RNA of Pantherophis guttatus, 2610 nucleotides long. It is a transcript of the gene TXN2, whose product is annotated as thioredoxin 2. Lineage: Eukaryota; Metazoa; Chordata; Lepidosauria; Squamata; Colubridae. Gene Ontology annotation, molecular function: protein-disulfide reductase activity. Gene Ontology annotation, biological process: cell redox homeostasis. The record is from RefSeq and is a predicted model, not a curated record. Gene Ontology annotation, cellular component: mitochondrion.